Molecule: messenger RNA, 1113 nt
Organism: Fonsecaea multimorphosa CBS 102226
Lineage: Eukaryota; Fungi; Ascomycota; Eurotiomycetes; Chaetothyriales; Herpotrichiellaceae
Exons: 1
Coding region: 1-1113 (370 amino acids)
Biological process (GO): adenine catabolic process; hypoxanthine salvage
Cellular component (GO): cytosol
Molecular function (GO): adenine deaminase activity
Source: RefSeq, a predicted model, not a curated record
AUGGCAUCAGACGCCCCGACCCAACAUCAAUCGUCCGAGGAGGUUGACCUCAAGACCUUUAUCGCGCGAAUGCCCAAGGCGGAGCUGCACGUCCACCUCGAAGGGUGCCUCACACCCGAUCUCGCCCGCGCCCUCGCAGCGCGGAACAACCUGCCCCCGCCACCGUCCCUUGCCCACUUGGAAGAACCGUCUUCUCCAGAAGCAGGCACAGGCUAUGCCUUCCACGACCUCACUUCGUUCCUGCAGGUCUACUACCCAAACAUGGCCGUCCUGGUCACGGCCGAGGACUUCUCCGACCUGGCCCUGGCUUACCUCCGCAAGGCACACAGCCAGAACGUCAAGCACGUCGAACUCUUCUUCGACCCACAAGCGCACACGUCGCGGGGGGUGCCCUUCCCGACUGUGAUCCGGGGUUACCGACACGGGAUCGUCACGGCACAGCGCACGCUGGGCAUCUCGGCGAGCCUGAUCAUGUGUUUCCUCCGCGACCACAGCGCCGAAUACGCCAUGUCGACUCUCAUGGAGUCGCUCCCUUACAAGGACAGCAUCAUCGGCGUGGGGCUGGACAGCGACGAACGAGACAACCCGCCCAGCAAAUUCGCGUCCGUCUUCCAGCGCGCCUCCCGCGAGGGCUAUCUGCUCACCAUGCACUGCGACAUUGACCAGCCCAACACCCUGACCCAUAUCGGCCAAGCGAUCGAGGACAUCCAGGUGGAAAGGAUAGACCAUGGCACCAACAUUAUCGAUUCUCCGCGGCUGGUCGAGAUCAUCAAGGAGCGCAGGAUCGGACUGACCUGCUGUCCAAUUUCAAACUCCGUCGUCACCUCGGAUUUCAAGGGUCGAGAAAUUCUCAGCCUCCUGCGACAGGGCGUCAAAGUUACCAUCAACAGUGACGACCCAGCCUAUUUCCGCGGCUAUGUGAAUGAAAAUAUGUUAAAGAUGGCCGAGGGGACUGAUGUGACAAAGAGAGAGUUGAUCCAAUUGGAAAGAAAUGCAUUUUCAAUCAGUUGGAUCUCAAGUUGGCGGAGGAACCAUUUCUUGCAGAUGUUGGACGAGUAUGAGAAAACCAUGCUAGGCAAUGUAGAAGGGGAAACUCUCGUAAACGGGAUUUGA